UGGGCUGAUCUGCUGCGCCCCAGGACGAUCAAAUCCCUCCACUUCGUGGGCAACGUCAUUCUCAUGCUAGAAUACAAGCACUGGCAAAACAUGAGGCCUCAUUCGGCGUGGCCACGACGUGCCCUCGCAGUGAUGCUGAAGCUGGCCGCUAUGCUCGCCAAUCCGCUGUACCUGGAGCAGGUUUACCCGGGGCGAUACACGCCAAUGUGGCUCAGAAACGUGCUGGAUCGCCUCAGUGGACGGCAGCGUUGGCAGAACGGCGACGUUGAGCUGGCGGUUUGAUCCGGACAAGGCGAGGUGACGCGCUCGUGGCACCCAGGCAAUGCAGGUUGACCUCCAUUCAUUCUACACCGGAGUUUGCUGCCGCUUGAGCUCGACAGAUGAACAGGCACCGACGUCGGUUUGGGUUAAGCGGCUUCCCCGCGCGUUGCCCAUCCCCAAGGGUUCGGAACCGGAGCUCGGGGAGCGUCGCGGGUGGUGCUUUUCCACCACUCUGAACAGUUUCCCCACGCCAGACAUGAUGGACCCUUGGGGCUUGCAGCAAACUAGAAGUCGGUUUAUCCGGGGAAGAAGAAGCCUCCAACGAUGAUCGACCAAAGAGGUUGUUUGUUGCUGAUGCCGCCACAGUUCAUCCGCGCGGCACGCGGGGGACCUGAGUUGGACCAGGGGUCAUCGGAGCUUGAUUGCGACGUGGACAUGAGGUAUAGUUUGAGAGUUAUAAGCCAUGGGGCGUCUCCGCCGUUGACCCCAUCCCCGUCUCCCGGGCAGGGCACCGGUCAACGCUGCUCGCAAGACAUACCCCUGACUCCUGGACCACAAUGCAGCUGCUGCUGUUCGCUCUGCUGCCUCUCGCGGCGUCCGCCAGCGCCGUUCGUGGGAGCUCUUCCCGGGUCCCCAACACGGUCGUCAUCGACGGCGAGCGCCUCGCCUCGGCCAAGGAUCGGCUCUGGUCGUCGCGGCACCACCCGGAUCCGGAGCUGCGGGCGGCGCUCGGGCGCCUCACGGCGCAGGCCGACGUUUGGCUGAAGCAAGGCCCCUGGACGGUGACGACGAAGACGACGGCGCCGCCCAACGGCACGAUCCACGACUACGCGUCGCAGGCGCCGUACUGGUGGCCCAACCCCGACACGCCCGACGGCUGCCCGUACGUGCAACGCGACGGCGUGCGCAACCCCGAGGCGGACCAGUAUCAGGACCGGCUGGCCGUGGGCCGCAUGUUCAACUCGACGUACGUGCUCUCGCUGGCGUGGUACUACACGGGCCGGGAGGCGUACGCGCGGCACGCGGCCGACAUCCUGCGGACGUGGUUCCUCGACCCGGCGACGGCCAUGAACCCCAACCUGGACCACGCGCAGAUCAUCCCCUGCGCCAACACGGGCCGGGCCAUCGGCAUCAUCGACUUCAGCCAGGAGUACACCAACGUGCUCGACGCCGUCGCCGUGCUCGAGUCUGGCAGCAGCGGUGGCAGCGGCCAUGGCGGCGACGCAGCGCCGGGCUGGUCGCGCGCCGACUCGGCAGCCUUCCUGGCGUGGAACAGGCGCUUCCUGACGUGGCUGACCGAAUCGCCCUUUGGCAAGGAGGAGGCCUCGCAGAGCAACAACCACGGCACCUUUGCCAACAUGCAAAUCUCGGCGCUCGCGCUCUUCGUCGGCGACCGGUCCCUCGCGCGCGCCACCUCGGCCCUCGCGCGGGGGCUCAUCGACAGCCAGAUCACGGCCAACGGGUCGCAGCCGCAGGAGCUGGCCCGCACGCGCAGCUGGCACUACUCCAACUUCAACCUCGGGGCGCACCUGCGGUGGGCGCUCGUCGCGCGCAAGGUCGGCGUCGACCUCUUCGGCUACGCGGGCCCGCAGGGGCAGUCGGUGCUGCGGGCCGCCGCGUUCGAGGUGCCGGCGGCCGUGGCCGGCGCGUCGCCGACGACGUGGCCGUACGACGACAUCGAGUUUGUGCGCUACGCGGCGACGGACAAUGUGCGCGCGGCGGCAGACGCGGGGCUGUGCGCGGCGAGGCGCGCGGUGAAGCGCGGUGAGCUGCAGGCGCCCCCCGGAGGAGACAUUUCCGUGCUGAGGCCUGCGCCGCAGCAGCUCGACAGCAUUGUCACGCUGUAGGGGCUGGACGGUGUGUGUGUGUGUGCGCGUUCUCGCUUUUGCUAUGUGCCAGGCAGGGGGG
Molecule: messenger RNA, 2169 nt
Organism: Purpureocillium takamizusanense
Lineage: Eukaryota; Fungi; Ascomycota; Sordariomycetes; Hypocreales; Ophiocordycipitaceae
Exons: 2
Coding region: 819-2108 (429 amino acids)
Cellular component (GO): periplasmic space
Molecular function (GO): lyase activity
Source: RefSeq, a predicted model, not a curated record